Messenger RNA from Anolis carolinensis (green anole), 3132 nucleotides. Its product is annotated as kelch-like protein 31. The record is from RefSeq and is a predicted model, not a curated record. Lineage: Eukaryota; Metazoa; Chordata; Lepidosauria; Squamata; Anolidae. The transcript has 4 exons. Gene Ontology annotation, biological process: negative regulation of JNK cascade. Bases 409 to 2331 code for a protein of 640 amino acids. Gene Ontology annotation, cellular component: cytoplasm; nucleus. Gene Ontology annotation, molecular function: protein binding.
GAAUUAACGUCAGGGGAAACCUUUACCUUUACCUUAAUUAAAGGUAAUUUCCAUGAAUUAUUAUUAACUAAUCAUCAGGGCUGGCCUUGCCUUGGGGCUGAAUGCAAGCUGUUCUUGUAAGUCUCAAGGCAGCACUUUUCCUUGGGCUGCAACCCUGGCAGCUCUUGACCUUCUCUGCGUCCUGCAUGGGCUCCAUUUCCAGAGCUGUCAAGGCAUCUCUCUGCGUCAUUGGGCUCAAUGUGACAAGGAGGGUCAGCUGCCCAGUCCGCUUUGGGAAGAAGGGAGAGAAGGAGGGCAAGGGAACUGCUGCUGUGUUUGGAUUCCCUCUUUGCCUCCCAGGCUUUGCUUCGGACACCUUUUCCCCCCCAUUGGAUUAAACCCCCGGCACAAAGGUGUCCCUCUGCCCCAAUGGCCCCCAAAAAGAAAGCCCCCAAGAAGAUCAAGCCUUUGAAGAAAGAUGGUCCUGCCAACCUCACAAUGGUAGAAGAGCCUUCCCUUGACAUCGACCAUCAUCAACAGCUGGAUGAAUUCUUUGAAAACGGCUCCGAUGGGUUCCUCUGCACAGCCAACGAGGUUUUAGACCCAAGGCACGGAGCGAACACCCUGGAGGAGGCGCACCGUAUGCAGAAGGAGCACUUCCUUUGCGAUCUCACCGUUGCCACAAAAACAAAGACCUUCAAUGUCCAUAAGCUGGUGAUGUCCUCUUGUAGUGACUACUUCAGAAGCCUGUUGAAGAAGAACCCCAGCCUUCAACAAGUGGACCUUGUAGACAUUUCUCCUUUGGGCCUGGCCACCAUCAUAACCUACGCCUACACAGGGAGAGUGAGUCUCUCUCUGUACACCAUUGGAAGCACCAUUUCCACUGCCAGCUACCUGCAGAUGCCUGCCCUGCUCAACAUAUGCACAGACUUUCUCAUCCAGGAGAUGAAUGUGGAGAACUGGACGUAUGUGGCCAACCUGGCCGAGACCUACAGUCUCAACCAGACAAAGAAUGCUGCCAAGAAGUUCAUCCGGGAACAUUUCCUUGAGUUCUCGGAGACCGAGCAGUUCAUGAAGCUCACCUUUGACCAACUCAACGAAUUGCUGAUGGACGAUGACCUUCAGUUCCCCAGUGAGGUAGUGGUUUUCCAGAUUGCCAUGAAGUGGCUUGAAUCUGACCCUAAGCGAGUCCAACAUGCUGCCGACCUCCUGAACAACGUCCGGUUCGGCACCAUCCCAGCGCAUGACUUGAUCAACUAUGUCCAGCCUGUGCCGUGUAUGAUGCAAAACCCAGAAUGCCACAGGCUGCUGGUCGACGCCAUGAAUUACCACCUGCUGCCUUUCCAGCAGAAUGACCUCCAGUCCAGAAGGACCAAGAUUCGAGGGAGCCAGAAGGUCUUGCUGGUGGUUGGCGGGCGCCCAUGCGCCGCAGAUAAGGCCAUUAGUAAAGACGUGAGUCACAGAGAUCAGGAUGGGAAUUGGAACAAGCUGACAGAGAUGCCAACCAAGUGCUUCAACCAAUGUGUGGCAGUCAUGGAUGGAUUCCUCUAUGUGGCGGGAGGAGAAGAUCAAAACGAUGCCCGCAACCAAGCCAAGCACGCCAUUAACAAUCUGUGCAGGUACGACCCACGUUUUGGCACCUGGCUCCACUUGGCCAGCAUGGCCCACAAAAGAACUCACUUCAGCCUCAGCACCUUCAACGGGCACCUUUAUGCCAUAGGGGGACGCAAUGCCAAGGGGACCCUCACCUCCAUCGAAUGCUAUAUCCCAUCCACCAACAGCUGGCAAGCCAAGACCAACAUGGAGCUCCCACGCUGCUGCCAUGCCAGCAUGAUCCUGGGAGGCGAGAUCCUGGUGACAGGCGGCUACGUAAACAAUGCCUACUCCCGCACUGUGUGCAGCUACAACCCAGCCACAGACACUUGGAGGGACUGUACCUGGCUCAGCACUCCAAGAGGGUGGCACGGUGGUGCCACGUUAAGGGAUCGUGGGUACGUCCUGGGGGGCAGCCAGCUGGGGCCCCGAGGGGAGAGGGUGGACGUCAUCCCGGUGGAGUGUUACAACCCUUCCACCAACCAGUGGAGUCACGUGGCCCCGCUGCCCAUUGGCUUGAGCAUGGCUGGGGUGGCCACCCUCAAUGGGCAAAUCCUGCUCGUGGGGGGCUGGAAUGAGAGCAUGAAGAAAUACCAGAAGGGCAUCCAGGCCUAUAACCCCGACCUGAAUGAAUGGAUCGAGGACGGCGAACUUUUGGAAGGGACCGUGGGGGUCUCUUGCUGCACCAUCGCCCUUCCGCACACCAGCACCAGAGGGUCCCGGGCCAGCUCUGUUGGAUCAGCAGCCGUCAGUAUCUAAGGGUGGGUUGGAGCAUUCAUAACUACCCCAAGGUGGUUUACAAGAAUAUAGAGAGGUGCGUUUUUGUCAGUUUCUAGUGCUUUGAGGAAAUAAGGCAUUCUAAUUGUAUCUAACCAGCUGCUAUACUCCUGCAUAAGUCUCGACAUUCUAGUCAAAACAUUGAGCCCCUAAAACAAGUCACUUAUCCAUGGUUCAAUGUACGUACUGUACCUCUUAUCAAAAAGGAAAAAAAUCUCCUAGUAGUGGUGAAACGCAUGAGUUCUGACUUAUGGCAGCCUUACAACAGGGCUAAGAGUACUUGACCUGCCUAAGAUAAGACAGUAGGCUUCCACGGUCAACCGGGGAAUUGAACCUGGUCUCGAGUUGUAGUCCAACACUCAAACCACUAUUCCAUAUCAAUCCAGUCUUCUUUCUUUCCUGCUUUUCAUUUUAACCAGCAUUAUUGUCUUUUCCAUCAAGUCACGCAAUUUCAUGAUCUGUUUUUAAGUUUGACAGCCACUGCUUUCUCGGAUGCAGGGGCAGAGGUCAUGCUGUAUAUCGGUAUGUAUAUAUCUUUUACUAGAUAUAAUUAUUUCCUAUUGUAAAAUAAUGGGAUUCUUCAGAGCUAAGUUGGUUAACACCAAAGAAUCAGAGAUGAGUUCCAAAACUGUCAUCAGGCCUUGGAACAUAGUUUGCUGCAUUUUAAUGCAUGUUCUGCAGUAUUCUGAGAACUCUUGAUUAUACAAACUGUUUCAGUCAGUCUAGAUCGCAUCCAACUACAAAACUAGGCAAUACUCUGAAUAAAUAAAAAUAAUGCUUACA